Messenger RNA from Orbicella faveolata, 3621 nucleotides. RefSeq names its product transmembrane prolyl 4-hydroxylase-like. NCBI's taxonomy places the organism in Eukaryota, Metazoa, Cnidaria, Anthozoa, Scleractinia, Merulinidae. Gene Ontology annotation, biological process: peptidyl-proline hydroxylation to 4-hydroxy-L-proline. Gene Ontology annotation, cellular component: endoplasmic reticulum. Gene Ontology annotation, molecular function: calcium ion binding; procollagen-proline 4-dioxygenase activity; L-ascorbic acid binding. The record is from RefSeq and is a predicted model, not a curated record.
AAAAAUUUUUUUUCCAAAGAGAGUUCCUAAAAGAAUUAAGCUCGGAUAUAUUUGUCCUUUGACAUCACUAUCUGUUACUCGAAACUCACAGUUUUCUCGAGUUUUCUCGGAAACCUCUUCGCUUCUGGGAGCAGAUAAUGUCCGCCGACAAAUAUCCGAACAUAUUUUCGCGCCAAAUGGAGGCUAUUGUUUAUAUGUAAAGACCCCAGUGUAAUCUCUAAUUUCCCGUUGACUCAGUAAUGAUCGUCCGAUAUCGUUUUAACCAAGACGCCCGCUCCACUAAAUAAAUGCCAUAAUACAUAGAACAGUCUAUAUUUGCAUUGAUUGCCUUUAACAUGUCAAAACCUGCUAAAAGAAGGAAAAUUGUCCAAUAGAUGUACCAACAGGUUCAGUAUUGUUCUAUCAAUGAAAAUCUCUUUUAUGCCAGAACAGUUUGGUGGCGUUAGAAGACUGUUCGAUAACUCUUCACGCGAAUUAAUGGACAUCUCUACUUUGGUAAAGAAUUUGGCAGUUGUUUUCACUGCCUGCUGGACUGGUCGUGAUGUUUUGUCUUUGGAACUCAGCUACAUGUACCCGCCAAAGAUUAUUACAGAUGAAAAUAUUUGCCUCCUGAACUGGACGUCAAGCAAAGCCGUUUGUGAGUCCAAAACACGGCCGACUAGCAAGCAGAGUCUGUACCGCUAUGAUGGAAAGGAGGUUGGCUAUGUAAGACAUGUUCACUUAGUUGCAGGGAAAACCCAUAAAAUGAUCACUCGAGCGCUCAAACCUCCUGUGUUUGAGAUACCAGACUUUUUGACCAAAGAGGAAUGCGAGCACAUCAUCCGAAAAGCAACAGAAAUAGGACUUACAUUAAGCGAAGUUAAACUACCAGAUGAAGAAACUACAACAGACAAGUUUGCGAGUGAUUGUUACGACGAUGAAUAUAGAUGCUUGAAAUGGGCCAAAAGUGGAGAAUGCGACAACAAUCCAGGCUACAUGUUAAAGAAAUGUCGACAAAGCUGUGACGUGUGUCAAGAUGAGAGGACUUACGACUUCGAACACUGGGAUCUUGAUAAAGACGGUGUUCUAACUGGAUACGAGGUAAUUCUUAUGUUUCAUAGACAUACUCUUGAAUUACAUUUCUUUGGCCACGUUUGUGACGAUCAUGAAGCUUCUUGUUUGCAACUGGCAAAGGAAGGAGCAUGUGACGCAUAUCCAACAUGGAUGUUACUGACAUGCAGGAAGUCGUGUGGAAAUUGCGGAUGUGAAGACUUAGCAGCAAACUGCUCAUCACUGGCUAAGGAGGAAAAAUGCCUUCAUGAUGAUCAUGUCAAUUGGAUGCUGCGGAACUGUCAACGAAGUUGCAAAUCGAGAAUCAUUCAAAACAUUCAAGUGCUCUGUUUGCAACGCGCAAUCUCUCUCUCUUCCCGUCGUACAACGACCACUUUCAAGACAUACUUCUCUUUAGCUCCUCAAUCCUCUCUCUGUGCGCUUGCACGCAACAAAAGGAGAAAGACCUCUGGUAAAGAGAAACUAACCUUUUUAUUUUGUGCAAUAGGUGCCAUUAACAACGACACAUACGAAAAAAUGAAUACGAAUGAAAUUUACAAAUACAUGAAGACACUGGCGAGAAUACACCCGAGACAUAGAUCAAGGUACAGCCACACCGCCUAUCUACACAGCACAAUUCCUGAUCCAGUGCAAAACAGGAUGAUCGACAGAAUUGAGAAGUUAACCCAGUUACCUCGAGUGAUCGUGGAAGGCUCAGAGUCUCUUCAGGUUGUGAAAUAUGACAAGUACGGUCAUUAUCAUGCUCAUUAUGAUUCGUCAUCCACCGGUGACGUCAAUUUGAUUUGCUGUCAUCAGACGAGGAAUAAAACCAAGCCAUGUCGCCUGUGCCGGAUGGCGACAAUUCUCUAUUACCUGAAUGAUGUAGAAGAAGGAGGAGAAACGGCUUUUAUUGUCGCUGAUAACUCAACUCUAAAUGAAUCGAUGCUGAUAUCGAAACGAGGUAAAGAAGGCGACCCUUUCAAUCUAAGUAACUACUGCCAGGAAGCCAAUCUGGUGAUUGCACCUAAACGAGGCACAGCGAUUAUGUGGUAUAAUCACCUCCUUGACUCCAACAGCGAGUGGCUUGGGGAGAGAGACCCGUACACUCUGCAUGGAGGCUGUGACGUCAGACGAGGAAGCAAGUGGAUCGCCAAUCACUGGAUAACAGCACCUUAUAAGUCCAACCAGCAUCUUCCAAGUAUAUAUCGCAGAGGAAAACGUUGAGGAGCUCCGAUUUUCAGUAAACGGUGAUCAAACGUUUUGUUACAUCUCCUAUAAAACGACGCGCUCAUGUUGCCAAUCGGCGAAUUCAAACAAGAAGAAGGAGAAACUUUCUUUACAGAGUCAAACGAUUGUCAAGGCACUGGAAUUGCUAUUUUGACAAUAAUUUCGACGAGAGGAAUUUUCCGGUAAACUUGACAAUACUAAAGUGGUUUCCGCUUGAAUGUCGAAAAUAAUUCGUAUUGGACUGGUUUUGCAUUACAUGUGUAGCACUAAAAUUCGCACCACAUUCUCAUCCAAUAUGGAAAAAAACCAUACAUGCCGUUCGAGUUUGAUUGCUUUAUGGGAAUGUUUGAUCAUUUGCCAUGGGCUGUCCUCAGAAUAAUGGAUUUGGUUGUGUUUUUACGACGCUCAAUUGAAAAACGGUUUUGGAGUGUUUUAAUAAAAAAGUGUAUCAGACCUAUUAUUACUGAUACGAAAACUGCAACGUUUCGAAGUCAUCUUGAAUGCAGCAUCUAGUAGAGAAAGAAGAUAACGGUCGAGAUUUUAGUAUAUAGCGUGAAAGGUGCAAAAGUAUAUUAAAGUGUAACACGGAGUAAUAAGAGUUCAUAAGUGGCAACAGUUAAACGCGUACGGAAUAAACUUAGAUAAAUACUUUCGCACGAGUUGAGUCCCUCUGUGUUUUGAGCUUUAUUUAUUUAUUUUUUUUUCAAAAAUAAAAAAAAAUGUUUCGUGAAUUAAACAGUGCAGUUUUCCUUGGCACUAUUUUUUUUUAACACGAAAAACAUCAGUAGACAGGUCAGGCUACUUGACGCGGUUACCUUGUUUUAAGUGCUUGCCAAUAGCAGAGGUUCUAUGCUCUUCGAUGCGCUGGUAAAGAUGACGAGUGAUAUAACAAACGUAAUCUGCAUCGCACAGAUCACAUUUGAAAUUACAAACAACAACCUAUCAUUUCUUCUUCAAAAAUACAUUGACACAUUGCCUAGAGGGCAUACUAAACAUAUCCCAUUCCUGUCCCUAAACUCUCUCUUCCCCGUUCUAUAUAAUUUUUAUUAUAUAGGGGUUGAACCCUGGCGGCGGAGGAGAGAGUACCAAGGCAAAAGAGAAAAUUGCUUUGGUCAAGGGUAAAUUGCAUACGCACAAUCAGAACUAGCCAAUCAGAAAGUGGCGUGGACGCGCGCGCUUUAUGAUUUACAUCGACAAAUUUCCAAUAAAUUGGUUUCCUGAGGGCACGCCAAGUCCCAUUUAGAAACUUUCAUUUAGAGACUAUCAACAGUUGCUCGCUGUGAAAAACUUAACUCUCCGUGAACUGUUAUGGUACAACCAAAGGGAACCAACAGGAAUUCGUAGUAUUUUCCUUCAUCAGCCAAA